AUUUUUCAUUUUUGAGUCGUAACACUCAAUAGUGAAACAGCGGCGUGCGCUUCGGUCGUAUUGUUUUUAAAGGUUUUUUUUUUUGUGUUUUGGCAUUGGUUUUUGUUUCAGCCAGUUGACAAAAAGGUUUUAGUGUUUUGUGAUUUUGUUUUUUUUAAGAUGAUGCCGUAAUGACGUAAUCUUUCAAGAUGGCCGACCAAGAGGGACCUGUCACUGUCAGCGACUUGCCAAUAACAUUCCAAGUAAAAUAUUUAGGUCAGAGUGACGCACGAGGACUAUGGGGCAUCAAACACACAAGAAAACCAGUUGAUCUGAUGGUAGCAGCCGCCAAAGCCUUACCACCAGGUGAAACGCUGCCAAUAGUGAAACUAACCAUCACGGUAGACGGUGUGCACUUGGAAACCGUUCAGCGACGAGACGACAUGGAGCAUAUGGCUGUCUUCUUCAACAUCGAGUCCAUCUCAUACGGUGUACAAGACCUGGUCUACACCAGGGUUUUCUCCAUGAUAAUCGUCAAAGACAAUGCUGAUGUGAAGGGAUUGAAUCCGUUCGAAUGUCACGCAUUUGUCUGUGAGUCAAGAAACGCUGCCAGACGACUAACAUACUCACUGGCUGCUGCCUUCCAAGAUUACUCCCGCAGGGUCAAGGAAAUGCAAGUCUCACCAGACUUAAACGAGAAGCCUCCAAGCUUAAAGAAGAGAUUUGCGAUAGACCUUCGAAGUCCAGAAGAGAUAGAAGCAGAAUUGGAGACAGAAGCAUAAUAAUUUAUUUAUUUAUUUAUAAUGUAAUAUAAUGUAAAUAAUUUAAUCAAGUAGUUUUAAUAAAUGAGUUGUGUUUGAA
Molecule: messenger RNA, 840 nt
Organism: Leptidea sinapis
Lineage: Eukaryota; Metazoa; Arthropoda; Insecta; Lepidoptera; Pieridae
Product: low density lipoprotein receptor adapter protein 1
Exons: 6
Coding region: 189-761 (190 amino acids)
Source: RefSeq, a predicted model, not a curated record